AUGGGUAGUGGCUAUUCUCAUUAUCAUCAUCAUCAUCCACAUUUUGCAACACAUCACUAUCCUCAUCACAUUGGCCCACACUAUCAUCAUCAUAUGAGUCCCGGAUUUGAUUUUGGUGGUCACCAUCAUCAUCAUAUGCAUCAUGAAUUUGGAAUAAAUCAUCAUCAUCAUCACGAUGGCUUUGGUGGAGGUCAUCAUGGACAUUGUUAA
Messenger RNA from Rotaria sp. Silwood1, 210 nucleotides. NCBI's taxonomy places the organism in Eukaryota, Metazoa, Rotifera, Eurotatoria, Philodinida, Philodinidae. The record is from the annotation of a GenBank genome assembly.